GUAUAGGUAGUAGGUGCAGUACAAAGUCAUACGGUACGUACGGUUCUCACACUCGGAGAUGGCAGACAGAAAAAAAGCACAACGACGAAAUGGCGUUGUGGCAAUUUUUCGUUUUCUCGAUCGACAAAACAAAUCCUACUACUUAUUUUUGCAAUCCUUCGUUCCGGGAAAAGGCAAUCGAACAAAGGCCAACGGCAACAUCAAAACCAGCGCCAGCGCCAUCCCCAACGAUAGACCGCGAGCCGAGCAACGAGAGCGGCCCGUCCCGUCCCAGUACAGCCCAGCCCGGCACAACGCAUUCCACAACCACAACCGCUGCAACGGAUCCCUUUCGCUCCAACACAACCUUCCUCGUUCCCCCCCCCCACCACCCACCCAUGGCGCUUCCGAACCCACCACCGAGCGGGUCCCGGACGCGGCGAGGGAAGUACUCCCUCUUGAGCCGCCGGGCGGUGUGCGCGAUCCUGUUCGCGUCGAUCGGCCCGGGGACAGGAACACUCGCUGCCUCGGCCACCGCCUCGUGCGAGGCAACGACAGCAGCAGCGGCGGCGGCCGACUACGAGCGGGCGUGCCUCCUGGACCCCCUGUCCCUGUUUCGGGCCAGCGCCGGUUCGUCGUCUUCCGGUUCGCCGACCCCCUGCCUGGAACGGGAGAGCUUUGGGGCCUUUGUGCUGGUGGGCGCCGGAGGAGCUGCCGCCGGCGAUGAUAGUGACGACAACAACGAGGCCGACGCCGGCGAUUCCCCCGCGGCUUCCGGCCCCGCCUGCACCAACCUCGACGGCGACGAGGAGUGCGAGGCCAUGGCCGCUCCGGUUGUUCGUGCCCCCGGAAACCCCCUCCCCACGCACCAGUGCCUGAUGAAUCCCUCCUACAUGCUCGAGCGCUGCGCCAGGAGCUGCUAUUCCUGUUUUGCUCUCGGGGGAGACGACGGAACCGAACCCGGGGCAGAGUGCGGACAACAGCAAGAACAAGAACAAGAACAACAACACGAAACAAGGGUGUCCAUCGGCGUGGGGCAGGUCCUCCCGGAGGCCUCUUCGGUCAGGGGCACCGAGGUAUUGGAAGACUGGGAGGAGGAGCUGUCGAGGAGGGGGCUUCCCUCCUUCGAAAGAGCGUGGGCCUUGCUCACGGAGGAGUUCUAUUCCGUGGCCACCACCACCGCGGGAUACAUGGCCGGGACCGUUUUUGCCAACAACCACGACGGCAGCGACGGCGACAACGACGACGGCAACCACGAAUUCGACGACGACGACGAUUCUUUCGCUGCUUUUGCUGCUUCCCUCCACGGCUACGGGCCGGCCCGCAGGAGCUGCCGGAACUACGACCCCCUCUGCACCUUUCGGGUGGCGAUGGCCCGGGUCCUCGACGGCCUCGGAGACGAAAACAAAGACGAAGACGGAGGGCCUUUCCAAAACUCGUACUGCAGCGGCGAGCCCCGGGCCGCGCAGCUCUGCGGGCCGGCCUGCGGGGCCUGCCACGAGCUCGUCCUCACCGGGUCCGAGCUGCAGACCUACGAGGACUGUCUCACGAACGAGACCCUCGACGCCUUUGUCGAAUCCAAGGAAGACGACGAAAACGACGAAGACCAAGACGAAGAAAACCCCCCACAACCAUACAACAACGUCUCGAACGGCAGGACCAUCGACGACCUCUUUCGCCGGGUCCUGGGGGAACUCCCCUACGGCGACGGGGAGGACCGGAGCGGCCUGACCUACACGCCCACGGUCCUCUCGCGGCCCUCCAUCGACGUUCACAAGCACUCCAACAGGCCCCUGUCCGAGGUCCUGUCCAAUGGCAACGGCGAUGGUCCCCCGGUCCUGCUGGGGGGCCCGUGGAUCGUGGUCCUGGACGGAUUUCUGACCGACGAGGAGUGCGACGCCCUGAUCCAGCAGGGGGACUCCAUCGGUCGGGAGCAAUCGACCAUGUCAGUGCUUUUGUGUUGUGUUGUGUUGCGAUGUGUUGCGAUGUGUUGUAUUGGUACACCAAACUUCCCGGAUGCUCGCUAGCUACAAAUGUUUCGUCUUGUCUUUUUGGUCGACGCGAUGAUCUCUCUUUCCCCCUUUACCUCACCGCGUUUGGUUUGGUUUGGUUUGGUUUGUUUCGUUUCUUUUCUUUCGGCCCUUUUUUCCUUGGUGCUCCGAGCAGCGAAGACGACCUGGAGGACGAGGAGGAGGAGCAGGAGGAGAACGGUGACAGCGAGAGCGAGCCCGAGCCCGAGUGGAGGACCUCUACCACGGCCUGGUGCCAGGAGAGCUGCGUGGACGAUCCGGUCGUCCAGCGCAUCCAGCGCAAGAUCGGGCUGACCACGGGCGUCCUCGACGAGGACUACUACGAGAACCUCCAGGUCCUCCGGUACGGUGAGUAGUUUCGGAAUGCGGAAUACAACACGGAAACAAAGCGCAACGCAGCGAGAGAGACAGAGAGAACGAGUGCCGGAUGCACACGAGAAUGCAUGGCUUGUGACCCGUCUCUGACCGGUUUGUUGCAUGCCUGCCUGCCUGACUCUUGUUGUUGUCUUGCUCACGGAUUGGUGGCUUUUUCUUCCGUUCCCUUUCCCCGGUUCCCUUUCCCCAACCACGCCCGCAGUUCCCGGCCAGUACUACAACGAACACCACGACGAGGAGGGCGACCAGCACGACGAAAAGUUUCUCCCGGACGGCCCGCGGGUCCUCACUUUCUUCCUAUACCUCAACGACGUCGAGGACGGGGGCGAGACCCGCUUCACGGACGUCCUUGGGGACGGAACGGGCGUCUACGUCGAUGUGAAGCCCAAAAAAGGCCGGUCCCUCCUCUGGCCGUCGAUGCUGUCCGGAGACCUCCUGGCCUACGACGUCCGGACCUUCCACGCGGCCCUAGAGGUCCGGAAGGGGACCAAGCACGCCGCCAACGCCUGGCUCCACCUGCGGGACUAUAGGAACUGCCCCUGCGCCUAUGACGACCUGGAGGAACUCAAGGAAAAGCUCCUCGACGACGUCAUGGUCAAGUAAGACAAGCAAGAACCGAGGGAAGACUCCGGCGCAACGCAACGCAACUCUGACGGGGGGGGGUGGAAAGAAAAGGAAAGCAAGGCAGAGGAGAGGAGAGGAGAAGAAACAUCAAUUCGAUGC
Pseudo-nitzschia multistriata is the source of this 3107-nucleotide messenger RNA. The record is from the annotation of a GenBank genome assembly. Lineage: Eukaryota; Bacillariophyta; Bacillariophyceae; Bacillariales; Bacillariaceae.